Angiostrongylus costaricensis is the source of this 1710-nucleotide messenger RNA. The record is from the annotation of a GenBank genome assembly. NCBI's taxonomy places the organism in Eukaryota, Metazoa, Nematoda, Chromadorea, Rhabditida, Metastrongylidae.
AUGAGCGAAGGAACGAAGGAGGAAGAAUCGAAAAAUCAAGACGAUCUUGCAAGAGUAGAAAAGGAUCUCGAAGAAGUUGGAUUCAUUAAGCCUCCUGAUGGCGGAUAUGGCUGGAUUGUUGUGUUCGCUUCGUUCAUAGCCAAUCUAGUGGUGGAUGGUAUAAUUUUCACGUCUGGUGAUGCUCUUUUAUCACUAUGGCAGCAAGACUUUGCUACUUCUGACACAGCGUCAGCGUUAACUCUUUCGAUUUUGAGUGGCACGUACCUAUUAGUAGGUCCCAUCGCCUCCGCUCUCGCUAACAUGUACGGCUGUCGUGCUAUUGUAAUUACUGGUUCACUGCUCUCUUUUUUUGGUUUCAUAUGUUCCACAAUAGCUCCUCAGAUCGCCUUUCUAUACUUCAGUUUCGGACUAGUUGGAGGAGUCGGAUUUGGCCUUAUCUAUUUGCCUGCAAUUGUUGUCAUCGCUCAGUAUUUCGCCGAGAAUCGUUCAUUGGCUACGGGUUUAGCUGUAUGCGGAUCGGGUAUUGGUACAACAUUAUUUUCCACAAUCAAUCCCCUUGUCAUGGAUAUCGUCGGCGAAAAUUGGCGACUAUUUCUUAUUUACCUGGCUGGUUGUUCGCUCAUCUGUAUUUUUAGUGCGAUUGUCUAUGUGCCUAUGGAACCAAGUUCUGAGCAAAUUGAAGAGGUUUCGAUACCGGUCUUAGGUUACUGCCAUGUACAUUCACUAGACUUCCCAAGAGAUUUGUCACUUUUUGAUAGGUAUAACUUGCAAGGAGUUUUUCUAAUGCUUAAUUCUCGUGAUUACGCACUAAUAAUUGCUGUUAAGAGUGGCGUUUGGUCUCACCACAAUAUAGUACAAGCAGUUGCUCGCGAAUCUGUACGAGAUCUCAACCGACCUCUCUCACGAAUGGAUGUUUUUUACUCUGGAUCAACUACAAAUUUGCGUAAGAGGAGUAGUCCCAGCAUCGUUGUUACUGGUACGGUAGAAAAUGACAAAAUGAGCAGCACAUGCAAAGACUUCUGGAAAAACAUGAACGGUUUUCAGACGCUCAACACAUUAUUGGAUACUUCAUUGCUGUCUUCACCGUCAUUUAUCAUUCUUGCUGUUUCUGGUUUUUUAACACUUUCGUGUUUCUAUGUUCCUUAUAAUUACCUUGGACAACACCUCAGCAAGAUCAGAAAUCUCACUCAAGCGCAAAAGUCCUUGCCUAUUUCUCUUCUUGGUAUAAUAAACAUUGCUGCCAGGAUUGUUUGUGGUCAAUAUAAUGAUUUCUUUGGAUGGAUUGCUGAUCGACCGCAAGUGGACGCUCUUCUGGUAUCAAACGUAGCCGUGAUGGUGGCGGGGAUCGCCACAUGUAUGGUUCCAUUCUUCACCGAAUUCUGGCACUUUAUUGUUUUCUGCAUCCCUUUCGCCACAGGGGUUGCCUGUUUUGCUGCCUUACGAUCAGUGAUAUGCGUUGAUCUCUUCGGUCUCGCCAAGCUAUCAAACGCUUUCGGAAUACUUUUGACCUUCAUGGGAUUUGGUGCAAUCGUUGGAUCUCCUUUGGCUGCGUUUAUGAAGGACUUAACGGGGAAUUUUGACGUCUCAUUUUAUAUCAUGGGUUGUCUAAUGACAACAAGUGGAGCGAUGUGCAUGCCGCUGCGUAAAAUACGAAUCCUAGAGGAAAAGCGGGAUGCAAAUCAUGCCACAGAAUUGACAAAGCUCAACUAA